CGGGAAGCUAUCGCCAGGUCACGUGUGGGGCGCCCGGAUUCCUAAAGUGCAGGUCGGCGCCUGCACUGUGCGGCCGUGGAAGUUUUGCAGGGAUUGAGUGAGGCGCGUCGCCCCAAAAUCUUCUGGAGCUUUAUCCAAACCUGUCUAACACCUACCACACCCCCAUCGCCAGCGAAUAAACCACUACCACGACGAAAUCGCCGACAUUCCUAUCACGUUCAUCCCACACGAUUGAAUUGACGCGCUAAGAAUUGACCGCCGUCAACCGACGCCCCCGCCGCGAAGAUGGUCCAAAUCAGCGAGGUCAAGGGAAACAGUCGCGAGAACCGCACGGCUGCCCACACCCACAUCAAGGGCCUGGGACUGAAGCAGGAUGGAACCGCAGAGAAGCAGGCGGCCGGAUUCGUCGGUCAGACGACCGCGAGAGAGGCAGCCGGUGUUGUGGUUGACCUCAUCCGAGCGCACAAGAUGGCCGGCCGCGGCGUCUUGCUGGCAGGAGGCCCCGGCACGGGCAAGACGGCGGUCGCUCUCGCGAUUAGCCAAGAGCUCGGAACCAAGAUCCCCUUCUGCCCCAUCGUCGGCAGCGAAAUCUACUCGACAGAAGUGAAGAAGACGGAGAUGUUGAUGGAGAACUUCCGCCGCGCGAUCGGCCUCAAGGUCCGGGAGACGAAGGAGGUGUACGAGGGUGAGGUUACGGAGCUCACGCCCGAGGAGGCCGAGAAUCCUCUGGGUGGGUACGGCAAGACCAUCAGCACCCUGCUGAUCGGCUUGAAGAGCGCAAAGGGCCAGAAGAAGCUCCGGUUAGACCCCAGCAUAUACGAGGCCAUCCAGAAGGAGAGAGUGUCGGUGGGAGACGUCAUCUACAUUGAGGCGAACACGGGCGCCUGCAAACGCGUGGGAAGGUCAGACGCCUAUGCGACCGAGUUCGACCUCGAGGCCGAGGAGUACGUCCCCAUCCCCAAGGGUGAGGUGCACAAGAAGAAGGAAAUCGUCCAGGAUGUGACACUCCACGACCUCGACGUUGCCAACUCGCGGCCCCAGGGCGGCCAGGACAUCAUGAGCAUGAUGGGCCAGCUGAUGAAGCCCAAGAUGACCGAGAUCACGGACAAGCUGCGCGGGGAGAUCAACAAGGUGGUGAGCAAGUAUAUUGACCAGGGCGUGGCCGAGCUCGUGCCCGGUGUGCUCUUCAUUGAUGAGGCGCACAUGCUCGAUGUCGAGUGUUUCACCUACCUGAACCGGGCCCUGGAAUCGCCCAUUUCGCCGAUUGUUGUGUUGGCGUCAAACAGAGGAAUGGCGACCAUUCGCGGCACAGAUGACAUUAUCGCGGCGCACGGUAUUCCGACAGACUUUUUGGCCCGCCUGCUCAUCAUUCCAACCACGCCGUACCAGGCGGACGAGAUCAAGCGUAUUGUUCGCAUCAGGGCGACGACGGAGGGUGUGCCCAUCACCGACGCCGCCCUGGACAAGAUCGCCGAGCACGGCGUCCGGAUCAGCUUGCGGUACUGCCUGCAGCUGUUGACACCCGCCAGCAUUAUCUCCAAGGCAAACGGUCGCAGCCAAAUCGACAUUCAGGACGUGGCCGAGUGCGAGAGCCUCUUUUUGGACUCGCGGCGCAGUGCCAGCCUCUUGAGCGGCGAAAGCGGCAAAGGAUACAUCUCGUGAGAGGCACGGGGAAAGCAUCAUGGUUGGCUGAAUUACGAGAAGCGGUCACGGCUCCCGACGGUCUCUUUCUCGAACGAAAGACGGCGGCGGCGUUGUAAAAGAACUUGUCACAUUUAUCAAGACCAAAACAGGGUAAUCCACGGAGUUUG
Messenger RNA from Colletotrichum navitas, 1811 nucleotides. RefSeq names its product TIP49 C-terminus-domain-containing protein. NCBI's taxonomy places the organism in Eukaryota, Fungi, Ascomycota, Sordariomycetes, Glomerellales, Glomerellaceae. The record is from RefSeq and is a predicted model, not a curated record. Gene Ontology annotation, cellular component: Ino80 complex; Swr1 complex; R2TP complex. Gene Ontology annotation, biological process: regulation of transcription by RNA polymerase II; box C/D snoRNP assembly; chromatin remodeling. The coding region runs from base 286 to 1662 and encodes 458 amino acids. The transcript has 4 exons. Gene Ontology annotation, molecular function: ATP hydrolysis activity; ATP binding; DNA helicase activity.